AUGUCGACUGCCAAGGAGAACCCGUGUCGGAAAUUCCAGGCCAACAUCUUCAACAAGAGCAAGUGUCAAAACUGCUUCAAGCCGCGCGAGUCGCAUCUGCUCAACGACGAGGACCUGAGCCAGGCAAAACCCAUCUAUGGUGGCUGGCUGCUCCUGGCUCCUGAUGGGACUGACUUUGACAACCCUGUGCACCGGUCUCGGAAAUGGCAGCGGAGGUUCUUCAUCCUCUAUGAGCAUGGCCUUCUUCGCUACGCCCUGGAUGAGAUGCCUACUACCCUUCCCCAGGGUACCAUCAACAUGAACCAGUGCACAGAUGUUGUAGAUGGGGAGGGUCGAACUGGCCAAAAGUUCUCUCUGUGUAUUCUGACACCUGAGAAGGAGCAUUUCAUCCGGGCUGAAAAUAAAGAGAUCAUCAGUGGAUGGCUGGAUAUGCUCAUGGUUUAUCCUCGGACCAACAAGCAGAACCAGAAGAAGAAACGAAAAGUGGAGCCUCCCACACCACAGGAGCCAGGGCCCGCCAAGAUGGCUGUCACCAGCAGCAGCAGCAUUCCCAGUGCUGAGAAGGUUCCCACUACCAAGUCCACCCUCUGGCAGGAAGAGAUGAGGGGUAAGGAACAGCCAGAUGCAAGCAGCCUGAGUCCAGACCAGAGCCAGCCUCCAGCUGCCAGCUCCCUGCUUUCUGGGCUGGAGAGCAGAGAAGAAGAAGGCACCAUGAGCAAUGAGCAAAUGGAUUGUGGCCGCAAAGUCCGAGUGGAAAGUGGCUACUUCUCCUUAGAGAAGACUAAACAGGACUUGAAGGCUGAAGAGCAGCAGCUGCCCCCACCACUUUCUCCCCCCAGUCCCAGCACCCCCAACAACAGGAGAUCCCAGGUGAUUGAGAAGUUUGAGGCCUUGGACAUUGUAAAGGCAGAGCACAUGGAGACCAGUGCACCAGGUGGGCCCUUACCUGCCGGUGACACCCGUCAGGGCCGCAGCGAGAAGAGGGCAUUCCCACGGAAGCGGGACCUCACCAGUGAAGCCCCAACAACCCCACUCCUAGAUGUGCCAGCUCCCCCCCUGUCUCCACACCGAAGAGCCAAGUCACUGGACAGGAGGUCUACGGAGCCCUCCAUGACGCCUGACCUGCUGAAUUUCAAGAAAGGCUGGCUGACCAAGCAGUAUGAGGAUGGCCAGUGGAAGAAACACUGGUUUGUCCUGGCAGAUCAAAGCCUGAGGUACUACAGGGAUUCAGUGGCUGAGGAGGCAGCUGACCUGGAUGGAGAAAUUGACUUGGCUACAUGUUACAAUGUCACCGAAUAUCCAGUCCAGAGAAAUUAUGGCUUUCAAAUACAUACAAAAGAAGGUAAAUUUUCCCUCUCUGCCAUGACAUCAGGGAUCCGUAGGAACUGGAUCCAGACCAUCAUGAAGCACAUCCACCCAACCAACGCACCUGAUGUGACAAGCUCGUUGCCAGAGAAGAACAAGAGCAGUGCCUCUGAGCCCUGCCCCAGGCCGAGUGAGAAGCAGGAGGGUGAUUCUGGGGACCCGGAUCCAGAGCAGAGACGAAGUCGUGCUCGAGAGCGGAGGCGUGAGGGACGCUCCAAGACCUUUGAUUGGGCUGAGUUCCGCCCUAUGCAGCAAGCCCUGGCCCAGGAGAGAGCCCGUGCCGCAGGCCUCGGUGAUGCCCAGGAGUCCAAAUGCCCUGAGGUGGACCCAGAGGAAUGGGAGCUGGAGCGAGAACGUACCCGUCGCCGGGAGGAGCGCCGCCGUCGUUUUGGGGCCCUAGACACUGUGGAUGGACCAGGGACUGAUGACGUGAUCUUUCAGAUGGAAGUUGACCGAAGCUCAGUGCUGCCCAUGACCUCAGACCUCAAGACACAGAGCGUCCAUGUAGAGAUUGAACAGCGUUGGCAUCAGGUGGAAACCACCCCUCUUCGAGAAGAGAAGCAAGUGCCCAUCGCCCCCCUGCACCUGGUUCCCUCUGAGUACGGAAACGACCAGCUCCCCACACAGGAGCUGACCUCUCUGCUAGAAAAAGAGUUGGAACAGAGUCAGAAAGAGGCCUCCGAACUCCUGGAACAAAACCGACUUCUCCAGGACCAGCUGCGCAUGGCUCUGGGCCGGGAGCAGAGUGCACGGGAGGGCUACGUGCUGCAGGCCACAUGUGAGCGGGGAUUUGCAGCCAUGGAAGAGACACACCAGAAGAAGAUUGAGGACUUGCAGAGGCAGCACCAGCGGGAGCUAGAGAAGCUGCGAGAGGAGAAGGACCGACUCCUGGCAGAGGAGACUGCAGCCACUAUCUCAGCAAUUGAGGCCAUGAAGAAUGCUCACCGGGAGGAAAUGGAGCGGGAGCUUGAGAAGAGCCAGCGGUCCCAGAUCAGCAGCACCAACUCAGACAUUGAAGCUCUGAGGCACCAGUACCUGGAGGAGCUGCAGUCGGUGCAGCGAGAGCUGGAGGUGCUGUCAGAGCAGUACUCCCAGAAGUGCCUGGAGAACGCCCACCUCGUGCAGGCGCUGGAGGCUGAAAGGCAGGCACUGCGGCAGUGCCAGCGCGAGAACCAGGAGCUUAAUGCCCACAACCAGGAACUAAAUAACCGCCUAGCUGCAGAAAUCACACGGCUGCGGACACUGCUGACCGGGGACAGUGGAGAGGAAGCUGGAGGCUCCCCCCUCACACAGGGCAAGGAUGCCUACGAGUUGGAGGUCUUACUGCGGGUCAAGGAGUCAGAGAUACAGUACCUAAAACAGGAGAUCAGUUCUCUGAAGGACGAGCUGCAUACAGCACUGCGGGACAAGAAGUAUGCUAGUGAUAAAUACAAAGACAUCUACACAGAACUCAGCAUUGUGAAGGCAAAGGCAGAUUGCGACAUUAGUAGGUUGAAGGAACAGCUGAAAGCAGCUACAGAAGCACUAGGGGAGAAGUCCCCUGAAAACACUACAGUGUCAGGAUAUGAUAUAAUGAAAUCCAAAAGCAACCCUGACUUCUUGAAGAAAGACAGGUCCUCUGUCAGCCGGCAACUCAGAAAUAUCAGGUCAAAGUCCGUAAUUGAGCAGGUCUCAUGGGAUAACUGA
This is a messenger RNA of Elephantulus edwardii (Cape elephant shrew), 3051 nucleotides long. RefSeq names its product myosin phosphatase Rho interacting protein (gene MPRIP). NCBI's taxonomy places the organism in Eukaryota, Metazoa, Chordata, Mammalia, Macroscelidea, Macroscelididae. Gene Ontology annotation, molecular function: actin filament binding. The transcript has 23 exons. Gene Ontology annotation, cellular component: actin cytoskeleton. Bases 1 to 3051 code for a protein of 1016 amino acids. The record is from RefSeq and is a predicted model, not a curated record. Gene Ontology annotation, biological process: actin filament organization.